UUAUUAUUCAUGAGUUUGGGCUCCAAAUAGCCCAAUCCAGGAUCACAUCCUCCACGGCCUUUACGCUUCAUUUCUUCUUCUCCGCUCUGUCGACCAGAAAGGCUUUAGGGUUUAUCAGCUUACUCUCUCUCUCUCUCUCUCUCUCUCUCUCUCUCUCGUGUGCACGAUCACCAUGACGAAGAUGAGGAAGCUCAACCGUCCAACUGGGCAUCGGCUUUCGAUGCUCAGAACAAUGGUUUCGCAAUUGGUGAAGCACGAGAGGAUCGAAACUACUGUGGCUAAGGCAAAAGAAGUCCGUCGGCUUGCUGAUAACAUGGUAAACCUUGGAAAAGAGGGCACUCUUUGUGCUGCAAGGCGUGCUGGUGCCUUUGUGCGAGGAGAUGAUGUCCUCCACAAGCUAUUUACAGAACUGGCUUACCGAUACAGAGAGAGAGCAGGUGGAUUCACAAGACUACUUCGAACACGAAUACGAGUUGGUGAUGCAGCACCCAUGGCAUAUAUUGAAUUUAUAGAUAGAGAGAAUGAGCUGAGGCAGUCAAAGCCACCGGUCCCCCAACCACCGCAGAGAGCCCCUUUGGAUCCCUGGACGAAAUCCAGGCUUAGCAGGCAGUUUGCACCCCCUAAAGAAGACAAAAGUUCUGAAUCAGAUGCUUGAAGUAUGUUGUUAAAAUUUUCAUCUAAAGAUUUUGUUUCCAUUGUUUGUUGGUGUGUAAUAUAUUGAAGUUCCUCAAAGUUUACAAAAUAUGCAGCACCGGGCAAAAUAAGGUCGAUGUUAUGAGUUCAGUGCACUGUACUCAGAAUUUUCAAACGCCAGGUUUAGCAUUUUAUGGACUUUCUUCUGAACUUCCAAACUGAAA
This is a messenger RNA of Rhododendron vialii, 857 nucleotides long. RefSeq lists its product as uncharacterized. Bases 173 to 655 code for a protein of 160 amino acids. Gene Ontology annotation, molecular function: structural constituent of ribosome. Gene Ontology annotation, cellular component: large ribosomal subunit; ribosome. The transcript has 6 exons. The record is from RefSeq and is a predicted model, not a curated record. Gene Ontology annotation, biological process: translation. Lineage: Eukaryota; Viridiplantae; Streptophyta; Magnoliopsida; Ericales; Ericaceae.